UACUGAUAAUUGAAGUGGCAUCACUCUGCAGACCGACCAUGGGCGCCACGCUACCAGGCUUGCUCUCUGCGCUUCUGCUCCUCCUCCUCCCGGCUUCCCUCCGAGUCCGGGACCAACUCCCCGCGUCCCACCGGCGAGAGGCGAAGGACGGCAUCGGCGGCGGCCUGCACCCGAUCGUGCUGAUCCCCGGCAUGUCCUGCCCCGACCUGGAGGCGCGAUUAACCGACGCCUACCGACCCUUGACGCCGGGCUGCAGCCGGGUGGAACGGGUCGGGUGGUUCGGGCUGUUAACGAACCGCACCUGGAAGCUGGACGCCGAGCGCGCGGAGUGCUUCGUCGACCAGAUGCGCCUCGUCUACGAUCCCGUCCUCGGGGACUUCCGUAACCUGCCCGGCGUCGAGACGCGCGUCCCCUACUUCGGCUCCGCCGCCGGGUCCGGCUCCAAGAUUCCAACACACCCGGAGUUUUGUAUGGGAGCACUGAGGUCUGCACUAGGAACGCUUGGCUACCGUGAGGGAGAAACCCUCUUCGGAGCUCCCUACGACCCGCGGUACGCUCCCCCGAUACCCGGCCAGACGUCCCCAUUCUACUCCCGCUACUUCCGCCAGAUGGCAAGGCUCAUCGAGGACGCGAGUGAGAGGAACAACGGCAGGCCCGCCAUCGUCCUCGGCCACAGCUUCGGCGGCGCGGUGGCGCUCGAGUUCGUCAGGAACGCCCCGCUGCAGUGGCGGGACAGAUUCGUCAGGCACCUCAUCACGGUGGCGCCGACGUGGUCCGGGGGCUACGUCCGCCCUCUGACGGCCUUCCUCUCAGGCCCGGUAGACUUGUUCUUUAUCCCGGCGGCUCCGCAGCUGGCCAUGCGAUCGAUGUGGAGGACCUUUGAGACUGCCGUGGCGACCCUACCGUCCCCGGCGGUGUUUGGGCGCCGGCCGCUGGUGAUAACCAGGAACCGGAAUUACUCGGCCUACGACAUCGCCGACCUGCUCGUGGCCGUCGGUUCCGCCGACGCCGUCCGGCCUUUCAGAGAGCGUGAGCUCCCGAAGAUGGAGUACUUCGAGGCGCCAAUGGUGCCGUUGACCUAUAUCAGUGGCGUGGGUAUCCCGACGGCGGAGCAGCUGAUUUACCGGGACGACGACUUCGAUAGGCUGCCUGAAGUGGUGUACGGCGACGGCGACGACACGAUCAAUAUCGCUAGCGUGCUGGCGUUCGAGGAGAAGGUGGGUAUGCAGCCGGGACAAAAGGAGCGCUUCAAGUCCAUGAAGUUUGCUGGGGUUCAACACUCUGCAUUAAUCACGGAUGAACGGGCGCUCAGCGCAAUCAUGGAUGAAAUUGCAGAAGCAAAUCGCUAGGCACAAAAGGAUUGUUAUCUCGUAUUAAGAUUGUUAUUACGAUGCUAUACUACAAGUCUACAACGUGUGCAACCUUUGUACACACAACGGAUCGAUGCAUCUGUUCAAUAAAUUAAGAAGCUAAGCUAGGUAUUAUAUAUAGUUUAUUGUGUGUUAUUUUUUAUAAAUAAAUAUUAUAAAAUUGAAAUUACGUAUGAA
This is a messenger RNA of Panicum virgatum (switchgrass), 1547 nucleotides long. RefSeq names its product lecithin-cholesterol acyltransferase-like 1. The coding region runs from base 39 to 1349 and encodes 436 amino acids. Gene Ontology annotation, biological process: lipid metabolic process. The record is from RefSeq and is a predicted model, not a curated record. The transcript has 2 exons. Lineage: Eukaryota; Viridiplantae; Streptophyta; Magnoliopsida; Poales; Poaceae.